Molecule: messenger RNA, 632 nt
Organism: Diachasmimorpha longicaudata
Lineage: Eukaryota; Metazoa; Arthropoda; Insecta; Hymenoptera; Braconidae
Gene: Rfk
Product: riboflavin kinase
Exons: 4
Coding region: 37-486 (149 amino acids)
Biological process (GO): FMN biosynthetic process; riboflavin biosynthetic process
Cellular component (GO): mitochondrion
Molecular function (GO): riboflavin kinase activity
Source: RefSeq, a predicted model, not a curated record
AGUCACUGCCACUUUCGUUCCUCACAAGCGUUGGCCAUGAACAGAUUAUUACCGUAUUUUGCAUCGGGAGUCAUCGUCAAGGGUUUUGGUCGAGGUUCAAAAGCUCUAGGAAUACCCACAGCUAAUUACCCAGACACAGUCAUCGAGAAGCUGCCAAAGGAGUUUGACAAUGGAAUUUAUUACGGAUGGGCUCAACUCGACGGUGACGUCUAUAAAAUGGUUAUGUGUGUUGGAUGGAAUCCAUUCUACAAAAAUGAAAAAAAAUCCAUGGAAGUCCACAUGCUCCAUGAUUUCAAUGAAGAUCUUCAUGGAAAAGAGCUGAAAGUUAUUGUCACUGGUUUCAUCAGACCAGAGAGGGACUUUCCAUCAGUCGACGCACUCAUUGCCGAAAUAAAAAAUGAUAUCCUCUAUGCGGAUGAACAUCUUGAUGAGCCCAAGAUGACGGAGUACAAAACACAUCAAUUUUUCAAUUGCGAAAAAACGUGAUUUAUAUUAUGAUGAAGGAACGGAGUAUUUGGGAGAAACUCGUCGCCUUGGACAAGUGCCAUGUGAAACUGUAUAAUUGUGUUGAAGAAAAUUUAUGAAUUAAGAUAAUGAUGGAAGGUACAGGAAAAUAAAUUAUGUUUAAGGCA